CCGACUCCCGUGGCGCAGAGGUCGUUCUCCCGAUCUCUUGAUAUUUCACCUUUCAAACGUUGAAAAAUAAACGUGCCGUCGCGAAGAAAACUUGUACUACUCGUUAUUGCGGUUCCCUCUGCAUUACCACGGCAGUAUAAAAGUUGAAGAACUCCUAUUGCACUCCAAAGGGGGAAUUAUUUUUAGCUGUACUAUUUUCGAGACGUGAGGUGAAAGUGGAAGUGCCUUUUCAGAGAAAGUUUCGUAGGGUAUUUCUCCCUGAUUAACAUCGAAUUACAAAAAUAACUUUGAUAUAAGACUGUGUUAUGUUGAAAAUAACAUAACUGCACAAAAUGCUGACAGUGAUGUGUCCGAACUGUCGCCACCGGUUUCCAGCUCCAGGUUGUUGCGAGCCUCAAAGAAUGGAGAAAGAUUUAAUUCAUCCAGCAACCUGUUACUAUGGCGGCCUUCUGGUUCCUAAAGGAUAUACCAGCGGUGGUGAUUGCUUCAUAAAUGCUCCAACUAUCAUUCAUAGCCAACCUAUUAUAAAUUCCUUUAACUAUCCUUCAAUGGCACUGGAUUUGGAAAAAACAAGAAUUGACAAGCAAAAGGAUAGUAUCCUCCAAAGAUCUGAAAAGAAUCCUCGAAUCUUUGGGUUUCCACUAGUAAAUGAAGAAAUUGAGAAGAAUCAGAAUUCUGGUUGUCAAAUUACAACAAGCAGCGAAUUAACUGGUGGAAGUUUAACAAUAACAACUCCAAGUAUACAGUCUGGAGGUUGUUUAAUUCAAAGUACAGAUUCUGGAAUCCUUAUGCAAACGCCGCACGUAGAAAUCCGUCCAAAAUUAUCUGGUGGUGGAUGUUUUGUACAGAAGACAUCAACUGAAAAUCAAGAAGCUCUGAUCACACUAUCAGAGUCAAAGGAUCAUCAACAAAAUAUGAAUUGUGGCGGCAGGAUGGUUUUACUACCUCCGAGUGGGUGUCAAGAGCUACCAGGAACUCGAAGAAACAUCCUACCACAGAAGAUAGAAGAGAGAACUUCAGCAGGAAAUUUCACAGGAGGAAACAACGAGAAGCCCGUUCUCUCAAGUUUCCAAGUUACCAGUACGCCAAUAUUGCAAUUCCAAGAAUCUAAAAAUUCUGAGAAAAGUGAACAAGAAUUAGAGCAAGGAAGAAACUUGAAUUGCUGCUGUAGUCAUGUCCAAAACCUUUAUCACAACAAACCGAACAGCCCUCGAGUAUCCGAAAAUCGUAAUUCCGUACUUCUAGAUUCCAAUUCAGGAGUUCAGAUUCAAGUGAACGCAACCGUACAGAUUCCUGCUAGCUUAGGACAAUGCACUGUGAAUAUCACUGCAUCCACCACAAACCCUCCAAAUUCCUUAUCAAGUAUAGCUUCAAGAACUAGAAAUAACUUUAAUGGUGGAGGUUUGGUACAAGAGAAUGAGGUUCAGAAUAACGAAGAAAAUUUUGAAGAAAGAAGAGAUAGAACUCCAACUACACCAGUUUCAUGGCUAAUGCCUUGUCCUUGGAGUUUUGACAGUUACAUGAUAGACAAGGAUGCUGCUAGACUAUGCGAAGUCAAGAGACUUUUACAAACUUGUGGUUGGUAUCACGAAGGCCUUAGUUGGCAGCAGAGUGAAAAUUUAUUGAAGAAUGCUGCAGUCGGACGUUGGUUGAUGAGAGAUAGUUCCGAUAUCAGAUAUACAUUUGCUGUAUCUGUGCAAACCGCUAGGGGACCUACCUCUGUUAGAGUUCAUUAUUUUGUGGGACAGUUCCGAUUAGAUGCUGAGCCUAGACUCGCUUUCGCGAUCCCACUUUUUGACUGUCCAAUUAAAAUGCUGGAGUAUUAUGUAGAAUAUUCGAAAACUGUUGACGAGCAUAGAAAAGAGGUUUGGGUAGAUUAUAGUGGCCAACUUUACAGCGAGAUAUAUUUGACGAAGCCUUUAGUUAAGGAAGUUAGGUCUCUUAGUCAUUUAGCCAGACUUGUUGUUAAUAGGUGCAAAUUGUCGACUGAACACUUGCCACCGCUAAUUAAAAAUUAUCUUGCAGAAUAUCCGUACACUCUUUGAGAUAUUAUAUGUAACGUUACGUUUCUGAUUCCUGGACAUCUAUUAAUUAUUUAUAAAGACAUUAAAAAUGUAUUCAAUUCUUUGCGCUCCAGACAGUCUUGCGAUAGUAUAUCCCGGCAGUUUUAAGUCGUACGCAAGUGGCUUAAUAUUGAGUGUAAAGGGUUAAUAAAUAAAUAAAGAAAGUAAUUAAUUUAAAACUGAUAUAUACAGACAAUAUUUAUAUAGAUAUUCGAUAAUUUAAAUAUCUGAAAGUACAAUUUCUAUACCAGUUUCCUUUAAUUAUCAGAAAAUUAAUAGAAAUAUACUGUCAGUUCCAGAAAUCAGAAAUGCCCAAGAAUAUCUUUAUUUUUAUACGUUCUAGAAUAAUCUGUAUCGGAAUCUGCAUUGGCAACGUAAUUUAAAAUGAAUAGCGUAACUAGUGAAAUUUCUACAGCUACAAUUUUGUGUAUUCUACUACAAAUUAAAAUCAAGUUUACAAGAUUUCAUUAGAAGAGGGUAUGUAACGUUAAAAUAAUCAACAAGUUUAAAAGUUAGGCGAAAGUAUGUAAUUUUGUUCGUAGUCAGAAAAGCAUAAUAUUAAAAGUUCGAUUAUUUGACCGAGUUUAUCAUUUAAAACUUAUCGGAGAACAGGAUACCAUUUACAUAUCCUGUUCGAACUAAUCAAAAUUGUAGACAAGUUUAUUAUUUUAAAUGUUUUUCAUUCGCAACUUUUUGAAAGGCGAAUUUAUGAAACAUUAAAUACUAAUUAUAGUGACAGAAACUGGAGAUAUGCAUGAAUCAUCAUCACGAAAUUAUAACCAACAUUAGAUUUACAAAAGUAUUUGAGAACAGAAGCAUUGGAAGUUACUUAUACAAUUUAUUAUGAACAAAAUUGAAUUUCACGUAAAACUCGGUCGUUUUUGAUAUUGUUAUGCGAUGAUUAGCAAUCUCUGAUUAGCAGAGUUGUAAACCAUUGCUCUAAACUUAAACUGUUUAGAAACAGUAAAAUGAUAUUAAAUCGGCUUCAACGAAUUCAUGAGGCAGUAUUAGAAGUUAAAGAAUCGGUUUGGUUCUUCAUUUCUUAAUAAUGAUGGCACACGAAAUUGUGAAGCAAAUAUUCUUUUAAAAAUGAAUUAUAAAUGUACCAAAAUAAUUCCACUGAUUGAAAAAUUAAUUAGUAACAAUUUUUUAUACAAUUUUGGAUGAUUCACUAUAAUCGUCUGUAAACUAUGAAGUGCCUUUUAUAAGGACAAGUCCCAAGGUUUGACGUUCACUCGCGCAGUGAUAGAACUAAAAAUACUAAAGCUAAUGAUAUAUAUUUUUUACACGCAAUUUAAUAAUGUGAGAAGUUUUUAGCAUUAAAGUUCUGACGUUAUCUGUUUGAUACACCAAGAAUCAUCAAGAGUGAAUGCCAUAAACUGCUCUUGUGCUUGAUAUAACACAAAUAUUCUUGAUACUCUUGUCCAAUGUAUAACUCUUUUCAUAACUCAGUUUCUAUCACAAAAAGAGUAUAGAUCUGGCAGGCAAAUGCCUAUAUUAAUUGUACAAUGUCUUUAUACGUCAGUGCUGUUUAUAGAAGAGUAGAUAGACUCUCUCAGAACUAUAAAGUUAAAUAUCUUCCAGAUUAUUAACCCUCUGGUGAUGAGAUGUGUUUGAUCCAUGUGUUAGAACUGUUCUAUCUCAUAGUCAAGCCAUGUGUUUAUAUUCUAUUUGAAAUCAUAUUAUCGCGUUUCUGUGUCGAAAGAACACAUUCUGUUGACAAUUUAUGCCAUACUAGCGAUUACGAAAUACAGAUCUCUUGUCCUAUAAUAUUGACAAUUAUCUGAAGUUUUUCGUAACACUUAACUGUACAAUUUUAAUCUUUAGUAAGGUAAACGACGAGUCUGCUGGAUAAUACUUUUGUUAAAGAGUGACUUUCAGAUACAUUUUUUAUAAUUUUCGAAAUAUUCAAUUAUUACCAUAAAAAUAUAAUUUAAAAAAUUUGAUUCCAGUUACUGAUAACUGACAUGGCACUAAACGUGUUCAAAAAAUGUAACAAAAAUGAAGGUUUCCAUUAGAAAUCAUUAGACGAAUGAUAACGAAUAACAUUGCAAACAAUACAGAGUUGAAAUAUUUUUGUAACACUUACCAUUAUCAACAUUUUACUAAUGGGUACGGUUUUAGAAACAUAAUAGUCAUUUUUCUAGACUUGCACCACUUUCAUAAUGAAUGGUUCGUUUCAAGGUUUCUUAAAGUGCGAAAGAAGCGAGCGUCAUACCUCGAGGACCUCUCCUUGUUAAUAUCUCACAACUCAUCAUUUGACUUUUGUAAAUAUUACACAGAAUAAAGCGGACGGCUAUUUACGCGAAAAAUAGCGUAAAUUUGAAAUCUCUCAUUCAUUUAGUAAUGUAUAGUCUGAUAGAAGCAAAACAACUAUUGAACGAUCAUAAACAAUAAUAAAUCAAUUACAUUCAAAACGAAAAGUAAAACUUGGCAGAAGAAUCAAAUGCAAAAUUAAUUUAAUCGUUUUAUUUGUCAGCGAAUUUGUUCAAGUGAGGUGUACGAGAAGGAAAAUUUGGAUGUGCGUGUAUAAAAGAAAUUUUUGAAUGUGUUAUACAUAGAAUUAAGGAGUACGAUCGAAAUUGUCGAUCGUUGCGCAAAACUACGGUUGAUAUAUUUUUGUAAGCAUGAAUCGACGGCUUUUCUAAUAGGAAAUAUUAUACAAAAUGGAUACAAUUGCGGCCCCAUAAGGUAUAAUUGUUCGACAGAACUGCAUCAUUUGAAAUGUAUGCUAUACCACAAUGUUGCAUUUUUCUGUAGAAUUAAUUGCUUUUUACCUGGGACACCCCCUAUAAAUUUAUAUAGAAUUGCUUGUUUAGUGUCU
Molecule: messenger RNA, 4887 nt
Organism: Hylaeus volcanicus
Lineage: Eukaryota; Metazoa; Arthropoda; Insecta; Hymenoptera; Colletidae
Exons: 2
Coding region: 333-2045 (570 amino acids)
Biological process (GO): phosphatidylinositol phosphate biosynthetic process; intracellular signal transduction
Cellular component (GO): phosphatidylinositol 3-kinase complex
Molecular function (GO): 1-phosphatidylinositol-3-kinase regulator activity
Source: RefSeq, a predicted model, not a curated record